AUGUCGCGCCACAGACAGCCGUGUGUUAGCUCAUUAGAUUCCACUGGCGAGUUCACUCGCACCUCUUUCCAUCUCCCUGCUCUUCUCCUCUGUCUUUCUCUACUCCUGCAGCCUUCUCAAGCAGCUGUUGCCUGUCCCAAUGCCAUUUGUGAAGAAUGCUCUUGCGAAGGCAAUCCUGGCCCUCAGGGCGAACCUGGACCCCAAGGUCACAUGGGUCUACCUGGAUCUAUAGGUCCGCGAGGUUCCAGAGGUCCCCCUGGUACUAGGGGUCUGCAGGGUCUACCUGGGUAUCCUGGUGAGCCUGGUCGUAAAGGCAUCAUGGGUGACAAAGGUCAGCCUGGAAUGCCAGGAACUGACGGUUUGAAGGGCAUGCCAGGUAUCAAGGGACCCAAGGGUUUCCCUGGUGAUCCGGGAUGUUGCGGGAUAAAGGGACUUCCAGGCUUUCCUGGGCUCCCUGGACCCGACGGCUAUGACGGCCUUCAAGGACCUCGUGGACUCAAAGGCGAAAAGGGUGAAAAAGGUGAAACAAUAGUUGGCGAUGGGACGGCUGUUAGAGGGCCUCCCGGCAUGAAAGGCUCGCGUGGACCUCAAGGGCCUGUUGGACCUCGUGGUCCCGACGGCGAACGUGGUCGUCCUGGUGUACAGGGCCCCAAAGGUUUUAUGGGGCCCGCUGGAGACCAUGGUGAACAGGGCCCUAAAGGCCCAAAGGGCAAGACCCCUAGUCCAUCAAUUCAAUACGCCCAACGAGGUGAAAAGGGUGAGAAGGGCUACAAAGGUGCCUCCUAUGAGAAACCGCCCGGUAUAGCCGGUUUUCCUGGAGUCCCUGGCCAACCUGGUCCUCAAGGUGAUCCCGGCCCCCCGGGCAAGAAAGGCAAAACUGGUCCAUCAGGAGUGUCAGGCGCUUCAGGUCGGCCUGGUAUUGACGGAAUGCAAGGUCCACCAGGUCCCGAAGGUCCUCGCGGUGUAAAAGGUGAGAAAGGCUAUCCCGGGAGAACUGGGCCAAAGGGAGAACAGGGUCCAAAAGGUGACACCAUCACCACUGAGGGUACACUUCCCGGUCCAGAUGGAGAACGUGGUGAAAUGGGACCUCCUGGUCCUCCUGGUGAUGAAGGUCCGAUGGGGGAAAAGGGUCUGGAAGGUGAGCGUGGAGAUCCCGGCGAACCGGGUCCCAAGGGUGAACCUGGCCCAGGCUAUGGAACCAUCGUUCCUGGAGAACCUGGACCCAAGGGAGAAAGAGGUCUCCCUGGAGUUGAUGGGAAACGUGGAAAAACCGGACCUCCCGGGCCUCGAGGUGUUAAGGGUGUCAAGGGUUUACCUGGCCAAGAUUUAGUUGGUCCAAAAGGUGAAAGGGGCCCUCCUGGUGUUCCUGGAACACAAGGACCUGCCGGUGAGCGAGGUCCUGAAGGUCCACAAGGCCCACCAGGAGACCCUGGUGAAGAUGGACCCAGCAUAGAUGGGGUGAAAGGCCCACCAGGUGUUAAAGGUUUACCAGGUAGCCCAGGUCUCCGUGGACGACCGGGUCCUAGAGGUCCAACUGGUCCCCAGGGCGAUUGUGCCUAUUGCCCGGAUGGUCUUCCAGGACCACGUGGUCCAAAGGGCUUUACUGGCCGUCCUGGACGUCCAGGCCCGGACGGUGUAGACGGCGCUCCUGGUGCCAAAGGUCUUCCAGGCUUCCAAGGUCCCGAUGGUCCUAUGGGUCCCGCAGGCAGGAAGGGUGCCAAAGGUGAACCGGGCCCAAUGGGCGAUCGCGGACCUCCUGGCGAACCGGGCCGCAUUGAAUUCAUCAAUCAGACCAUCACUGAAGCCCCAAGAGGACAAGACGGUCCUCCAGGCAGACCUGGACCCCGUGGCUUAACUGGCCCUAAAGGAUUCCCUGGACAACAGGGUCCACGUGGACCUCUAGGCCCAAAGGGGGAGACUGGUGCAAAGGGUCUCCCAGGUUUCAGCGGACCUCAAGGUGUUCAAGGACCACCUGGUGAUCCAGGUCCCGAUGGAAGAGUUAUGAGAGCUCAGAAAGGUGAACCCGGUCCACCUGGUCGUGACGGAUUCCCCGGUCCGAAGGGUGAAAAGGGUGAACGCGGUCCUGACCGAAUCAUCGAACAGCUCUACGAACACCUCAAAGGCGAACCUGGACCAAAGGGUGAAAAAGGUGAACCUGGAGUUCCUGGAUUCCCCGGUGCUCAAGGUGCACCUGGUGAAAAGGGUCUUCGUGGAACCGACGGGAAGGACGGAAAGAAGGGCUACCCUGGUGAUGUCGGACCUCCGGGUCCACCUGGGGAGAAGGGUCGUCGUGGACCCAAGGGCCAGCCCGGAUUGCCUGGUAGCCGAGGUCCCGAUGGACGUCAGGGACCGCAGGGUCCUAUGGGACCCAAAGGUCAACGCGGACCUGAAGGAGAACGCGGCGAAACCGGUCUUCCUGGUCCUGAUGGUGGCUCUGAACCUGGUCUCAGGGGUCCACGCGGUGAACCUGGUGAAAAGGGUCGCAAGGGUGAAUCUGGUGCUCCUGGUCUUCAAGGUCUUCCAGGAGAGAAGGGACCCAAGGGAAUCGCUGGCGUUGCUGGACGUCCAGGACAACCUGGACCGAAAGGUGUUAAAGGAGAGCCUGGUAUUCCUGGAGAAGUGCUCUACGGUCCCAAAGGACCCAAAGGUGCUCGGGGUCCUCCUGGAUUGCCCGGCCUGAGGGGCCCUAAGGGCGAUAAAGGUCCGGAUGACUAUAUCAGUGAGGGUAUGAAAGGCGAUAAGGGUCAGAAGGGACAGGCCGGCCAAGUAGGACCUCCAGGUGCGGACGGUCCUCCAGGUCCGAAGGGCAAGCAGGGUCCACCUGGACCGAUUGGCAAGGACGGCCCACAGGGAGAAGCUGGAGAUCCCGGCGAAAUGGGACCUGUGGGACCACCUGGACGUCAAGGACCUAAAGGACCACCUGGUCUUUCUGGAGAGAUAGGCCCUGAAGGUCCCGUAGGACCUCCUGGCCCUGCUGGUCCACCGGGACCCAAGGGUGACCCUGGUCCAAAAGGCUAUCCUGGCGAGAAGGGUGAUGUGGGACCCCCUGGGUCUGGCUCACCUGGAGUUAAGGGUGAGAAGGGCCAGCCGGGUCGCAUGGGAAUUCCUGGUGAUCCAGGUUAUGACGGUAUCCCAGGACCCAAGGGUAACCCGGGUCCACCUGGCCAAUCCAUUCAGGGACCACCUGGACCUAGAGGUCCUAAAGGUGAACAGGGUUUGCAAGGUCCACCUGGUGCCGAUAAACCGCCCGCUAGAAAAGGAGUCCCUGGUCCCUCUGGACCAAAAGGUCCACGAGGACCCAAGGGCGAACCCGGCAGUCCAGGUCCAGAAGGUCGUCCAGGACCACGCGGACCCAUCGGCCCUAUUGGUGAUGAAGGACCUCAGGGUCGUCCUGGACUUCCAGGUCCAGCUGGUCCAAAAGGUUCAAAAGGCCGACCAGGAGUUCAGUACGGUCAACCAGAACCAGGCGACAAGGGAGAACGGGGACCUCCAGGUCCACCUGGAGAUAUUGGAGUAACAGGAUCUCCAGGUGCUAAAGGCGAGCCCGGUCCCAUGGGACUUCCAGGCAUACCAGGUCCACAAGGGUUCAAGGGCCAUCCUGGAUUCCAAGGCAAGAAGGGCGCUCGAGGACCUGAAGGACCUCGGGGGCCGGACGGCCUUUCAGGACCACGUGGACCUCAUGGACCUCGUGGACCAAGAGGACCGCCUGGACCUGUUGGUCCAAAGGGAGAACGCGGACCAGAGGGCGAACCUGGAGAUUCAAUGGUUGGUCUGCCUGGAGCUAAAGGUGAGCCCGGAGAACCCGGCCCCAUGGGUUCACCUGGCAUCAAGGGUGCGAUUGGAGUCCCAGGAACUCGCGGACGUCCAGGUGAACGUGGUGACCCAGGUCCUGACCUUGUCGGUACCAAGGGUCAAAAAGGUGAUCGCGGUGUUCCUGGCAGACCAGGACCACAAGGAACCCGUGGACCCAAGGGUCCCAAGGGUAUCUCAUAUCCACAACCCGGAGAACCGGGUCCAGAUGGACCUCCCGGACCAAAGGGAGUCAAGGGUGAACGUGGACCACCAGGACCAGUUGGACAGCCUGGCCCCAAGGGUGAACGUGGAUCCCCUGGAGAGCCCGGACAACGUGGUAUACCUGGACCUGAUGGAAGACCAGGACUUGAUGGGCGCGACGGACAACCAGGACCACAAGGCUUCAAAGGUGAGAAGGGCUUCCGUGGACCCAAGGGUGAACGAGGUCCAAUGGGUAUGCUGGGUCCAAAGGGUGAACAGGGUGAUCGCCUUUCGGGUGAAAAGGGCCAGAAGGGUCAACCAGGUCCCGAUGGACCUACCGGUGAGAUGGGUUUACGGGGUCCACAGGGUCAACCCGGUCCCCAAGGUCCCACCGGCGAACCCGGGCAAAAGGGUGAACCUGCACCAAUGGGUCCGAAAGGCUUUGAGGGUCCACCCGGUGAGUCUGGACCCCGUGGACCAACUGGACCCAAGGGUGACAUCGGUCCUCCGGGUGAACCUGGUCUUCCUGGUCGUGUUGGUGACACUCGAGGCAACACUGGCUUCCUCUUUGCCAAACAUAGUCAGACGAUGCGUAUUCCCGAAUGUCCGUCGUCAACACGUAAGCUCUGGGAAGGCUACUCCUUCCUGAGUAUGUCGGGGUCGGAACGGCCACAUGUCAACGACCUAGCGAGCCCAGGCUCCUGCCUGCAGAUGUUUAAUCCAAUUCCCUUCAUGUUCUGUGAGAAGCAGGAGAACUGCUACUUUGCCCAACGCAACGAUCGCUCCUACUGGCUAAGCACUGAGGAUGAGCCGAUGAUGUGGAACCCUGUACCAGUGAAUGAGUCGCAACGUCACAUCAGUCGAUGUGUUGUCUGUGAAGCACCUAGCACGCUCUAUGCCUUCCACUCGCAGACACUGGAGAUUCCCAAGUGCCCAAUUGGUUGGCAGGAUAUGUGGGUGGGAAGCAGUUUCCUCAUGAAUACUGGCUACGGAGCUCAGGGUGGUGGGCAGCAGUUGGCUUCACCAGGCAGCUGUCUGCCUAUCUUCCGCUCGCACAUGUUCAUUGAGUGCACCGCAAAGGGUCUCUGCGGCUUCUUCGAGGAGCACAAGAACUUUUGGCUACGCGUUAUGCCCAGCUCCAUGGACGAACACAUGUUUGGUAUGGUGAUGGGACAAGUGAUCAAGGUGAGGCAGAGUCAGGACUCCGUUGGAAAGUGCAUCGUCUGUAUGCGCACCCAACCGCUGGUCAACUAUAUUGUCUAA
Molecule: messenger RNA, 5256 nt
Organism: Echinococcus granulosus
Lineage: Eukaryota; Metazoa; Platyhelminthes; Cestoda; Cyclophyllidea; Taeniidae
Product: Collagen alpha-1(IV) chain
Exons: 23
Coding region: 1-5256 (1751 amino acids)
Cellular component (GO): basement membrane; collagen trimer
Molecular function (GO): extracellular matrix structural constituent
Source: RefSeq, a predicted model, not a curated record